CUGGCGCAGGCCGCAGAGAUGCGCCGGUUCCUCCGCAGCCACAAACACGAGCAGCGCCUGCGCAGCGCCGCGGGCCUGCGAAGCAGCUCCGAGGCUGCAGCGGCGGUCGCGGCGGCCGGGGAGCAGGCGUCCAUCUCCGACCACGUGAACCUUCUCCGCCGGCUGGAGGACGACGAGCGCGGCGCGGGGCACCAGGCGCCGCUUCGCGGCUGCCGCGCGAGGCUGGCGUGGCGCGGGGAGUUGGACCGGCAGGUCUCGAGGCUGAUGCAGGACGGCGAGGCGCUCCUCGACCCGUGGGAGCCAUUGAGGGAGACCGACAGGCACCGGCUGCGGUGCGGCCACCUGGACAAGGUGUACGGCUGGUUCUCGAGGCACGGCCGCAAGGAGGCGGCCAAAGAGCGGCUGGGGCCGCACUUCCUUCGAUUCGACCUGGACGAGCCGCCGCAGCCAGGCUCGCUGCGCCGCCCCCCGGCCGAGCGCCCCCUGGCCGCGGCCCCGAGCUGGGCCCCCCCCGCCGACGUCCGCCGCGCCUGCCCGGUGGCCCCGCCGAUAGCACCCUUCGAGCCGCCCCUGCCCGCGUCGCCUCCCGCAGCCGCGUGGCUAGCGCGCGCACCGCAGCCGGCGCCCCUGCGCCGCCGGGCGCCGUCGGCGCUGCCGCCGCUCGAGGUCCCCGCCACGCCGCCGCUGCCGCCGACCGAGGCGCCGCUGGCAGACCCCGCGCCGCCAGCCCCCGCCGCCCAGCCGGAGAAGGCGGAGCCACCCGCGGCAGCCCCAGCCGCGUUGGCGAGCACGG
Messenger RNA from Prorocentrum cordatum, 793 nucleotides. The record is from the annotation of a GenBank genome assembly. Lineage: Eukaryota; Dinophyceae; Prorocentrales; Prorocentraceae.